AUGGCCCCGUCGGGGGGCUUUGGGUGCCGCGGCUGCCGGCGGGCCCUGGCCUGGCUGCCCGUGCUCAUCAUCGUCCUCGUCGUGGCCUGGGCCUACUACGCCUACGUGUUCGAGCUGUGCGUUGUGACUGUGACCAACCCAAUUGAAAAAGCCGUCUACCUCACCGCUUUCCACGCCAUCUUUGUGCUUUUUGCCUGGACCUACUGGAAGUCUAUUUUUACCCUGCCUUGCCAGCCAAACAAAAAGUUCCACAUGACGUACGCGGACAAGGAGCGCUAUGAGAAUGAAGAGAGACCCGAAGCCCAGAGGCAGAUUCUCACCGAGAUGGCCAAGAAGCUACCGGUAUAUACGAGAACCGGGAGUGGAGCCGUGAGAUUCUGCGACCGGUGUCAGCUCAUCAAGCCGGACCGCUGCCACCACUGUUCCGUCUGUGCCACGUGUGUGUUAAAAAUGGAUCAUCACUGCCCUUGGGUGAACAACUGUAUCGGCUUUUCCAACUACAAAUUCUUCCUUCAGUUCUUAGCCUACUCUGUGCUCUUCUGCCUGUACAUAGCAACAACAGUCUUCCAAUAUUUCAUCAAAUACUGGACGGGCGAAUUACCCAGUGUUCGCUCCAAGUUCCACAUCCUCUUUCUCCUCUUCGUGGCCUGCAUGUUUUUCGUCAGCCUCAUGAUCCUCUUUGGGUACCACUGCUGGCUCGUCAGCAGGAACAGAACAACCUUGGAAUCCUUCUCCACUCCAGUGUUUGUGAACGGCCCCGACAAGAACGGUUUCAACCUCGGCCUCUCCAGGAACCUGCAGCAAGUGUUUGGGGAGGAAAAGAAACUCUGGUUACUUCCCAUCGCCUCCAGCCCCGGCGACGGCCAUUCCUUCCCUCUGAGGGCCGUGUGCGAGUCGCGCAACCCCUUGCUGGCCAACGGGGAGCACUGGGGGGACAACUGUUCUGACGAAGACAGCCGAGAUUAUCCAGAGGGCUCUUCGCUGACCAUCGAGAUGGAGACGUAGCCGGUGAGACGGGUCAGCCCCGAGGCAGGCUCCGCUCCCCCUUUCACCCGGGAACUCCUCGUCUCCGUCGCCGGGCUCCCCGGAGGCCGGUGGGAACCGAGAUCUGGGAGCGGCCGUCUUUCGAAAUCCCGGCGGGAUUCCGGGGCGGAUGGAAACCGUCCCCAGCCGGAGCGCUCCUCAGAUGCCCGCUGUGCAGCUGCUUCGGGACUUCCACCCGCGGCCUUUGGAAACGGACCCACUCGCCUGGGCGGCUGGAUAGCGAUCGAUUCAGGGCAGUCUUCCCGCGUCUCUUCUCCCCGCGGCCUAGCUCAGCCUUAGCGCAGCGAUGAAAGUGUUAGUGUAACGUAAGCGGCGACCCCAACUCCGGGUGACCUCCUCACAGCCCUCGAUGGCCACGGACAGGCCGUGAGACCUAACUGUCCGGUGCGGUGGUGGAGAGGUGGGCUAGGAAGACGUGUAAAGGGGUGGGGGCGCGGGACCGUCGAUGCUCCGUACAGCUUUGUUCCGGCGAAUGACCGAUUAAUAGGUCGGGAGCGCCGAUGCUUUUUUUUUUUCCCAGGAAACUUGGGGAAGCGGCAGCUUGUCGCCGUUAGCACCUCGGUCUCUGGGACUUUGGCGGGCGCGUUUGGCCCUUGUCGCCAAGGCCAGAUGGGGAAUUAAGCCCUUCUCCUUGAAGAGAUGGAGUGUGGGCAGAAGGACCUGUGGGAACCGGUGGCUGCUCUUCUGACCGGCAUCGGGCUAGAGAGAGGGAGAGAGAUGCCUCCCAGCCGGCCCCCCGGGAGCCAGCGGCCCCGGAGAGUGGCCGGCGGAAGUGCUCGGGGAGCCGACGACCUCGAGGAGGACUCCUCUCCAUGCCCGGCCCGUCUCCGCCCCGUUCGGGGGCCACCCGGCGCCGAGGCAGCGGAAGCGUGUCGACGUGGAUCACGGGCUCCCGACAUCCGACCGUGGGUUUGAAGUUGUUGCUCGGGUUUUUGAAUCUUUCUGUCCCCGGGGGGAACGGCCUGCAGCCCCGGGAGAGCUCGCCCACGGCGCGGGUGCCGAAAUGGGGGGUUCUGGGGGUCGGUGAAUUUGUUUCUCGGAGAGACACGUAGAGGGCUUGCUGACUUGUAUGACCCCCGCCUUGCAGAUGGCAAGUGCAGUGCCAAGCCCCGAGCGUUUGCUGGGAUCGGCGAGCCCGGGCCUAACCGGGGAACUGAAGCGCAACAACGCUCCCAAAUUUUCCGGGGGUUUCCGGGGGUCCUCGUCGAGUGAGCGUUUCUGGGAGCCGACUCUGUCGGUGGCUUAUUUCGGGCCAUCUGGGAGUGGUUCUGGUGCUAUUGGGUAAGGGCUUAUUAAGAAUUUAACACGGCCUAAACAUGGGGGUAGAUACAUAAGACAAUUAGAUGACACCCGCUCUCUGUCCCACCUGGAGCUGCAGUCUCAGAAGGAGAAUGGGAACUGAAUCCCCGUUUGACAGAUGAGGAAUCGGAGGCCCAGAGAAGCAAAGUGACUUGUCCAAAGGCAAGCGGCAGAGCGGGGAUCAGAACCCAGGUUUCCUGACCCUCAGGCCUGUGCUCACCCCGCUAGGCCACCUUCCUUGUUUUCCUGAAGAAACAGUCAGUACAGGGUGCUCUUGAGGGUCUGGGUGAUGAUGAUGAUGGUAUUUGUUAAGCGCUUACUGUGUGCCAGGCACUGUUCUAAGCGUAGAUACAAGGUAGU
Tachyglossus aculeatus (Australian echidna) is the source of this 2703-nucleotide messenger RNA. It is a transcript of the gene ZDHHC15, whose product is annotated as zinc finger DHHC-type palmitoyltransferase 15. The transcript is spliced from 12 exons. The record is from RefSeq and is a predicted model, not a curated record. Gene Ontology annotation, cellular component: Golgi apparatus; endoplasmic reticulum. The coding region runs from base 1 to 1005 and encodes 334 amino acids. Gene Ontology annotation, molecular function: protein-cysteine S-palmitoyltransferase activity. NCBI's taxonomy places the organism in Eukaryota, Metazoa, Chordata, Mammalia, Monotremata, Tachyglossidae. Gene Ontology annotation, biological process: synaptic vesicle maturation; peptidyl-L-cysteine S-palmitoylation; protein targeting to membrane.